This is a messenger RNA of Lathyrus sativus (Indian pea), 387 nucleotides long. The record is from the annotation of a GenBank genome assembly. Lineage: Eukaryota; Viridiplantae; Streptophyta; Magnoliopsida; Fabales; Fabaceae.
AUGGCCACCGGCGCCGCAGAUGGAUUUCUCAGGCCAAUUUACGAGGGCAGUAUUUCCGGACACGACCACAGCGUGGAGCGUCGUCCUUACCAUCGCAAAUGCGGCUGUACGCUUCAUAGCAAAUCCAGAAAAAUAUCAUGCGUACAUAAAUCUCCAAUUUCUAACAGCAGAGUAAGGUAUCCUUUAAGAAGAGUAUGGAGUGAAGGGAAUUUGGCUUUGUCUGCUUCUGCUUAUUCUUCUCAUUCUCCUUCUCCUUCCACUUCUCCGGCUUCUCUUGGUGGUGUCAAAUCUCGACGAAGUUACGUGGAUCUUGAGAAUGAUGUUCAUCUCCAAAACCAAUUUGAUGAUAAAAUUUGUGGUUUGUUUGAGAUCAAUCAAUCAUUUUAA